AUGGUCGAGCGGUUUCACCGUCAGCUGAAGGCCUCCCUACGCGCCGCAGACGAUCCGGAGAACUGGACAGACCACCUCCCCCUUGUCCUCUUGGGCAUUCGCUCCUCCCUCAAGUCGGACCUUGAUUGUUCUGCCGCUGAACUCGUGUUCGGUGCCACCGUCCGACUUCCCGGUCAGAUGAUCUCGCCAACCCCGCUAGUGGCAGUUGAGGAUCCCACCAACCUCCUGCAUCGCCUCCGGCAAUUCCUGUGGACACUUUCUCCGGUUCCGCCCAGGCCAUCCGUCUCCGAAUCUUACCUCGAGAAAGAUUUGGCGACAUGCUCUCACGUCUAUCUCCGAUGUGAUCGAGUCCGCAGGCCCCUGGAACCACCCUACGAUGGUCCCUUCCGAGUUAUCUCUCGUGGGACGAAGAACUUCCGCAUCCAACGCGGGCACUCGCGAGGAGGUCGUGAGCAUGGACCGUCUCAAAGCUGCCGUCCCGGACACUCCUCCGGAUGA
Molecule: messenger RNA, 498 nt
Organism: Spirometra erinaceieuropaei
Lineage: Eukaryota; Metazoa; Platyhelminthes; Cestoda; Diphyllobothriidea; Diphyllobothriidae
Source: the annotation of a GenBank genome assembly